Messenger RNA from Camarhynchus parvulus, 4476 nucleotides. It is a transcript of the gene APPL2, whose product is annotated as adaptor protein, phosphotyrosine interacting with PH domain and leucine zipper 2. Gene Ontology annotation, cellular component: endosome membrane; cytoplasm. Gene Ontology annotation, molecular function: protein binding. The coding region runs from base 205 to 2181 and encodes 658 amino acids. Gene Ontology annotation, biological process: signaling. The record is from RefSeq and is a predicted model, not a curated record. Lineage: Eukaryota; Metazoa; Chordata; Aves; Passeriformes; Thraupidae. The transcript has 21 exons.
AACUGGGCGGGGUGAGCGGCCCUGGCCCCGCCAGCGGAGUCGUCCUGCCGUGCCCGGUGCCUGCAGAGCGCCGCCGCUACCCCCGCGGGGACGGACGGAGGGGGACACGGACAGACCGACGGACGCAGCCGAGCCCCGCCGCCGGGGCGUGCCUGCGCUGCGCACCCCGCUCCUGCCAGGGCUCCGCCGCGCCUCAGCGCCAACAUGCCCGCUGUCGACAAGCUCCUCCUGGAAGAGGCUCUGCAGGACAGCCCGCAGACUCGUUCUUUGCUCAGUGUCUUUGAAGAAGAUGCAGGAACCCUUACAGAAUACACAAACCAGUUGCUUCAGGCAAUGCAACGAGUCUAUGGUGCCCAGAAUGAAAUGUGUCUUGCCACACAACAGCUGUCGAAGCAGCUCCUUGCCUAUGAAAAGCAGCAUUUUACCUUAGGUAAAGGAGAUGAAGAAGUGAUAUCUACCCUCCAUUAUUUUUCAAAAGUUGUGGAUGAGCUCAAUAUUCUUCAUUCUGAGCUGGCAAAACAGCUUGCAGAUACAAUGGUUCUCCCAAUAAUACAAUUUCGAGAAAAAGAUCUCACAGAAGUAAGCACACUGAAGGAUCUCUUUGGCCUUGCUAGCAAUGAACAUGACGUGUCCAUGGCAAAAUAUAGCAGGUUGCCGAAAAGGAAAGAAAAUGAAAAGCUUAAGGCAGAAGUGGCAAAAGAAGUGGCAAAUGCAAGAAGGAAGCAGCACCUUUCAUCCUUGCAAUAUUACUGUGCCCUGAAUGCUCUGCAGUACAGGAAGAGAGUGGCUAUGAUGGAACCUAUGCUAGGAUAUACACGAGGACAGAUCAACUUCUUUAAGAAAGGAGCAGAGAUGUUUUCCAAAAGGAUGGACAGCUUUUUGUCAUCUGUUUCAGACAUGGUUCAGAGUAUACAAGGAGAGCUGGAUGCCGAAGCUGAAAAAAUGAGAAUAUCCCAGCAGGACUUAAUUGCAGUUAAUGAAUCUGUUUACACCCCAGAUUCUGAUGUAGUUUCACCUGCCAUCAAUCGAAAUCUCAUCCAGAAGGCUGGCUACCUUAAUCUUAGAAAUAAAACAGGUCUGGUGACUACAACUUGGGAAAGACUCUAUUUCUUCACUCAAGGUGGAAACUUGAUGUGUCAGCCAAGGGGAGCAGUAGCUGGAGGAUUGAUUCAGGACCUGGAUAACUGCUCUGUUAUGGCUGUGGACUGUGAAGACAGAAGAUACUGCUUUCAGAUCACUACUCCUACAGGCAAAGUGAGUAUAACCCUUCAAGCAGAAAGCAAGAAAGAAUACGAGGAGUGGAUAUGUGCUAUCAACAACAUCUCCAGACAGAUCUAUCUCACUGACAAUCCAGAGGCAGCUGCAAUCAAAUUAAAUCAGACAGCCCUGCAAGCAGUGACUCCCAUUACCAGCUUGGGAAAAAAACACGAAGUUCAGCACUCCAGCCAGACUGUAAAGAAUAUGGAAAAUGACAAAAUAAUUCCCAGUGGAUCAGCUGGCUUUCAAGAUUCCACACAACUCAUUGCUCCUGGAACACCAAUUCAAUUUGAUAUCGUACUGCCUGCUAUGGAAUUUCUGGACCAGAACAGAGGUGGCAGGCGUGCAAACCCAUUUGGGGAAUCUGAAGACAGCAGCAAAGAUGAGGAAGAAGAUUCCCUGCUGCAGCAGAUGUUCGUGGUUCGGUUUUUAGGGUCCAUGGCUGUUCAGUCUGAUGAGACGUGCGAGGUGAUUUAUGAAGCCAUGAGACAAGUGCUGGCUGCUCGGGCCAUUCACAACAUCUUCCGCAUGACUGAAUCCCACCUCAUGGUCACCAGCAAGAACCUGAGGUUAAUAGACCCUCAAACCCAAGUUACACGAGCAAGCUUUGAACUCACCACUGUGACACAGUUUGCUGCCCAUCAGGAGAACAGGAGACUGAUUGGCUUUGUGAUCCACCUCAGUGAGACUCUGGGAGAAGAAUCCAUGAGUGCAUAUGUUUUUGAGAGCAACACAGAAGGGGAAAAGAUUUGCUAUGCCAUUAGCUUGGGAAAAGAAAUAAUUGAGGCACAGAGGGAUCCAGAAGCAUUAGCUCAGCUAAUGAAGUCUGUGCCAUUAACAAAUGAUGGGAAGUUCAUGCUUCUGAAUGACUUGUCAGAAGAGGAUGGAACCAUGCAUGAAGGAGGGGAGGAAUCAGAAGCAUAAGCAGCUCCUGUCACUUCCUGCAGCCUGUGUGGGAGCAGAAAAGCAGGGAGUCUUUUUGCAAGAAUCUCUGGUUUUCAGUCACCUGCACACACCUGAGGCCAGCUGCCCUUUCUUGCUGGAGAGCAGUGGUGGCUCUGCAGUGGAGUCCCUCUGGAUUUACAGUGGAAGCACAGCAGGACUCAAGGCAUUUAGCAUUUGUGAAUGUGUAGAGUGGAACUGUGUCUGGGGAGCUGACAGUCCUGAGCAGGAGGCCAGUGCUGCAGCUGGGCAGGAGAGCACAGCUGUCAGCAACCAAGGGCACAUUUACAGGGCCAGCAGCCUCUAAUUCCACUGAAAUUCGUGUGAGCUGCCAGCUCCUCUGACAAAUAUCAGGCCUCAAAUUUCCUACCAUAGUCAAUUUUCAUAGUUUGCAUGAUUAUGUGUAUCUGAUUGAAAGUUAAAAAUGCACUAUCUACUUUAUUUCAGAUGAAGUUAUUUUUAGUCUAGUUUAUAUGUAACAAGAUUUACCUUUUGUGUUAGCCUAUUUACAAAACAAUUUGUUAAACACUAAAUUUUUCCUAUUAAUAUAAUCUAUUUUUAUAUUGCAUCUAGAAAAAGCUUACAAAACAAAUUUAAGUGCCUACUCUUACCUUCCAGGGGACUGUACUCUCACAUUCUGUAAUUAAUAGACAAAUUGUACCUCCUUGAUUUAUUAUUCUGUAUACCACUGACAUGCAAACCUCAGAAGCAGGCAACAAUUGUGGCAUGUUAGCUGUGUGCAGUUUUUCCUAUGGUUAGGUUUCUUGCCACUUCUUACUGUGUGAAGAAGUAAGAAUUCUUACGUGACAUGCAACAGCUGAGUCUGUCAGCAACCUUUGGUUUUAAGAAACAGAGCAAUAAAACGUUAGAUUACAAGUCUACAAGGUAUUGACAAGUCUCAUAGUACAUUCCUGAGAUUAGACACUAGAGAGAUUUGGCUAACAAGUUUACAUUUUUUCCAUCCUGAAAACAUCAGCAACAUCACUUUGCAAGAACAAACAAAAUAGACAAAAUAAAGAGCUGUUAGUGGGGGAGGGGUAUAAUCUGUAUUAUAGUUUAUAUUAAUCAAAUAAGGUACCUAGAAAAUAUGCCUGAAAUUCCUCAAACUUAAUUUAACUCUUCUCAGUCACCAAGAAACUACAUUUUCCAUAAGCAGAAUCUGUGCAACAGUAUCUGAAAGAUCGCAGAUUGGAAGUGUUUGAUGUGGAAUAAGUCUAACUGGUUAUCGAAUGUUUAAAAGAAUUUAAAGAAGAAAACUGUUAGUAACUGACACAAAAACUUAAUUGUAAAUAAAAGCUGAAGAUGUCUUAUUAAAAAAAUUAACACCUACUGAACUGGUGUUACUGAAAACACUGGGAAUGAGGUUCUCAAAACUGCAUUUAUUAACACAGUUUUAUAUACAUAAUGUUCUCUACUCACAAACCAAAGAGACUGGAGUAACAAAAUACCCUUUUGUACAAUGAGUUACGAAACAUUAAGUAUUACAUUUGGUCCUUUGUACCUGAGAAGCUGAAAACAGCUGUUGAUGGACAUCUGAUGCAACUCAAAUGUUUUUCUGGUUUGAGGCUGCAUUAGGACCUGCAGAGUGUGCCCUUCAGCACCAGGAGUUUGCAGCUGCUGGGGCCAUGCAAACCCUUGGUGGCAGGGCUGACAGAGAGCUGGGUGUCCACAACCGCUUAGAGAGCAGCUGCUGCACUUCCAGCAGCCUUGGCACAAGGCUGAACACCUGAGGGCAGUGGUGACAGCUGCCUGCUGAGGGUGAGAGCCUGGCCUUUAGCCUGUUCCAACCCUGCCCCGAAGGAAAAAAACCCUAGACAUGUUUUAUGUCCCUGCAGAAAAUUCAUCAUCACUUCUAUCACCCCUGGGCGUUUGGUUUAGUUUAGGGGAUUUUUUUGUUUUAGCUCCAUUGUCUCCUCUCCAACCAGUUAGGGUCCAUUUGGUUCCUGUAACUGCGACAGGAGGCCAAAAGCAACAGAAAGAGUAGUAGCACCACAGCAUGAAUUUUGCCCCCCUUCUAUAUCCUUGUGGGGAGAAAAAAGACUUAAUGCAACUCAGUCACUGACAUCCAAACCCAGGACCCACCAUGGAUUUCAGAUGAGUAAAAUCUUUCUGCAUGUCUAUGCUGCUACAUGCCAAAGAGAAAGAAGGAAAUACAAACUACAGUCCUGUAUUAGCAAGAAUACCUCUAUUAUCACUGUACAUGUUUGUGUAUGUAUAUAUUUUUGCCACGUAGAGUAUACAUUCAGUUCUCCCAGAUUAAACAGGCAUCUAUAAAAA